GUUCUAUUCAUACAAUAACAUUGGAGUCCGGGGAGCCGCUAUUGUAUAACGCUGGGAGGGGAUAAAUCCACGGACGCGGGACAGAAAGCGUGAUUCCACGCCUUCCCAAUGUCAAACACAGCGUCCACUCCACGCUAAAUGAAACUGCAUCUGACAAGGAUUGUCAAUGGCGACACAUUCAGGACACAUGAACUUUGCUCUUCUCAUGCUGCUUUCCAUCCUGUCAUUCACCACACAGAAUGACCUUGUAGUCAAUACUAGCAAUGGGAAAGUUAGAGGAAAAUAUCUUCCCGUGCUCGGUGGUAGUAUCCGAACCUUUCUUGGAAUUCCUUAUGCAAAACCACCUCUUGGCGAACUGCGAUUCAGAGCUCCAGAGCCUGCAGAAAGAUGGGAGGGGGUGUUAGAUGCCACCAACUAUGCAAAUUCUUGCUACCAGGUUCCGGAUACAUUCUAUCCAGGUUUUAUGGGUGCCGAGAUGUGGAACCCAAACACUAAGCUGAGCGAGGACUGUCUCUAUCUAAAUGUCUGGACCCCUUUCAACCAAGAUAGUCAGAGUCCACUGGCUCCUGUCCUUGUCUGGAUCUAUGGAGGGGGGUUUCAUUCAGGAACAUCCUCUCUGGACCUUUAUGAUGGCCGCUACCUAAGUAAAGUUGAAAGUGUUGUUGUGGUAUCAAUGAAUUAUAGACUAGGUGCACUUGGUUUCUUGGCGUUGCCUGACAACAACAUCCGGGGCAAUGCAGGUCUCCUGGACCAGCGGUUAGCUCUCCAAUGGGUAGCCAAUAAUAUUGUCGCUUUUGGGGGUGAUCCGUCACAGGUCACAAUUUUUGGGGAAAGUGCUGGGUCUGCAUCUGUCGGCUACCACCUCCUCUCCCCAGGUAGUCAUGACCUUUUUCAAAGAGCUGUCAUGCAGAGUGGUUCUCCAACUGCACCAUGGGCCUCAGUCGGCAAGACUGAUGCCUAUGAAAGGUCCAUGAUGCUGGCAACUUUAAUCGGCUGCCCCACAUCUUCUCCAGCUCAACUGGACAUCUGUUUACAAACGACUGAUCCUUGGGUGAUAACCUCACUGCAAUUUGAUGUUGUCACAGAACCUACAAUAUUGCCCUUUCCCUUUGUACCUACUGUGGAUGGGGACUUCCUACCUGAUGAAAUUCAAGUGUUGCUGCAGAGUAAUACACUUCCAAAGAAAGAAGUGUUAUUUGGAUUAAACAAGAAUGAAGGGACCUACUUUUUAGUUUAUGGGGUGCCAGGAUUUAACAUCACCAGCCAGAGUCUCAUCACCAGGAUGGAGUUCAUGGAAGGAGUGCGGCUUGCUAUGGCAGACUUAGACGGUGUUGCAGAAACAGGAGCGAUUUUCCACUACACCGAUUGGACGGAUGAGCAUAAUAGGAUGAAAAACCGUGACUCCCUGGGGGAUCUGGUUGGAGACCGAUUUUUUGUUUGUCCUUUGUUAGAGUUUGCUCACAGGUACUCACAACAGGGCAGUAAAAUGUUCCAAUAUUUUUUUGACCACCAAUCUUCCUUAAAUCCUUGGCCAGCAUGGAUGGGUGUUUUACAUGGUUACGAGAUAGAGUUUGUGUUCGGAAUGCCACUGAAUGGAACAUGGGGAUACACAAUGACGGAAGUGAACAUGACCAAGAAGUUUCUGAAACACUGGGGCAACUUUGCAAGGACGGGAAAUCCAGGAAUUGACGGGGUUGCAUGGCCCUUGUUCACCCCUGAAGGCCAAGAGUAUUUCACACUGAACUCUGACCUUCCAGAAAAACGAAGUAUGAUGAGAGCCAAAGACUGUUACUUGUGGAAUAAAGUGAUGCCGGGAAUACAGAAGAUUUCUGAUGAGCGAGAGGCUUGUAUGACUGCAAAUGGAAUAAUGCUCCUCUUCAAUUUCACGUUUCUUAUGAUUUCAUUGUUUAUCAUGUUAGUCUGUUGGUAAAGUACGCAGGAGGAAAAUCUUUUUCUUUUCUUGGCGACAAUAGCUAAAGUUCUUAUUACAUUUUAGACCCGACUGAAUUAAAUGAAUUGUGUAUACCACACUUCGACAACAAUCAGAGAACUGGACUUGAAAUCAAAGAACUGGACCUGAGUGUCAUUUUAAAUCAGAUGUAUUCAUGCCCACAUUGGCGCAAAAUGCACCUUUCUAACCGUGCCAGGCUGUGUCUCCAAAAAUACCAAAACCCAGUCGAGCCCAACCCUGCGCAGACUUACUGCGUCUCAUGCUAGACUUGCACCAGGAGCAGAAAUAGAGCAAGUUGUGUUACAUUUCAUGAGGCCAAAGUGUUUUUUAUUUUACUUUUAACAUCAGGGAAUGUCUGUAUCUUUACCAAUAUAUUUGUUUCUAUGCAUAUUAAUAAAGUAUUGGCAAUACGUGCAUAAAAUGCAUUACAAGGGAAGCCUUAAUCCAUGUGAAACAUGAUGUUUUAUAGUAUUAAAUUAGCCUAAAAUUUAAGUGUUUCUCUUUUUUGUUUUUUUAAAAAAAGGGUUUUGGUUUAUUCAUAACAUGUUAACAGUAAAAUAAAUUAUUUUUGAAUUAUGAGGUGUUGUUAUUCUUUUGUAUGUGUGAAAGAAUAAGUCAGCACACACACUAAACACACGCUAAAAUAUAAUUUACCAACAUUUUCAUUAACAUAAAAAAUAAAUAAAAAAAUUAAAAAAAAUACCACAUCACAGUCUAAUUAAAGAAAGAAGGAAUGGUCAUGCAUAGAAAAACUGCAGGCAUGACAACUGAAUACAACAAUUAAAAUAGACACAGUUGUUUCAUGCCCAAACUAGGAAAGAGGGAUUUCAAUUGAUUAAAAAAAUAACAGCUGCCGGGGGACAGACGUCAAGAUUGAGUGGUGAUCAACAUUUUUGACACAUUCAUUAAUUAGAGUCCGCUCCCACACGUCUACAGAAAUGAGCAUUUUCAACACAAAGGCAUAGUUAAGGUGGGACGUGUUGUCAACGGCUUGACAGUGGACUUUAACAGUGAUUGCCAAGACCAUUGUUCCAUUCAAGCAGAUAAAUGAGAAGUAUUCA
This is a messenger RNA of Syngnathus acus (greater pipefish), 3012 nucleotides long. RefSeq names its product acetylcholinesterase-like. Gene Ontology annotation, biological process: acetylcholine catabolic process; choline metabolic process. Gene Ontology annotation, molecular function: acetylcholinesterase activity. Lineage: Eukaryota; Metazoa; Chordata; Actinopteri; Syngnathiformes; Syngnathidae. Bases 167 to 1930 code for a protein of 587 amino acids. Gene Ontology annotation, cellular component: plasma membrane. The transcript is spliced from 10 exons. The record is from RefSeq and is a predicted model, not a curated record.